UCCGCUACACUAUACUAUUGUGCCAGGAACUCACAGCGACUCGGUCAGUGCUCUUUCUUCUCGCUACUCCUCAGUACUCGAACCUUUCCUCCGACAAAACAUGAAAUGAAGUGAAAAUAAAAUGGAACAAAGCCAGAGAUCAAUAACAACAGCAGCAGCCUCGGCCUCAGCCUCCUCACGUGGUCACCAAUUCCACCCAGCUCGAGCUGCCAUUAUCGAUCUCUUCAACCUCUACUUAGGCCGAAGCAGCCGCCAAAAACCCGAUGAUUCAGCUCGCGAACUGCCGAACAAGACCCAAAAGCGUGUUCUUGCUCUCAACAGAGAGCUUCCUCCUCCGAAUGAGCAAUUUCUCUUAGAUUUCGAGCAACUUCAUACCCAGUUUCCGGAUCAAGAGCAAUUGCGUGCUGUUACAGAAUCUGUACUUAUAACUCUGGUUGUGCAAUGUAGUAAUCACGCCCCGCGGGCGGAUUUUCUUCUAUUUGCCCUACGGAGUUUAUGUAGCAUAGAGUACAUUAACUGGGAUAGUUUCUUGCCGAGUCUUCUUUCUUCAGUAUCUACCACCGAAUUGUCAGCCAGCCAGGCAGGUCAAGCAGUGCCAGCUGUUUCGUCCUCUGGUUUAGCACAGAAUGGGAUGCUUCCUUCUUCAAGUACAAUCUCCAAUUCGUCAAUUUUUCAGUCUUUGAAUCCUACAUCCCCACUAUCUUCUGUUCAUGGCAUUGGCUCUCCAGCCCCAAUGGGGAUGGAAGCUUCACCUUCUGUAGCUAUGUCUCCGGUUAAAUCAUCUGAUAUUUCUGGUAAUGGGCCACAAUCUUCAGCAAGGGUCAAUUUAUUGAUAAGGGACAGUGCCAUGAGCAGUCUUCGCCAGCUAUGUUGCAAGAUUAUUUUAACUGGACUUGAGUUUAAUUUGAAGCCAGUGACUCAUGCUGAUAUUUUCAACCAUAUGUUGAGCUGGCUGGUUAAUUGGGAUCAAAGACAACAUGGUGUCGAUGAAUCUGAUGGUGUGAAAUCCUGGAGACCUGUCAAGGCUCUGAUUGAAUGGCUGCAUAGUUGUUUGGAUGUGAUCUGGCUGCUGGUGGAUGAGGAUAAAUGCCGAGUGCCCUUCUAUGAAUUAUUGCGCAGCGGCUUGCAGUUUAUAGAGAACAUUCCUGAUGACGAGGCCUUAUUUACACUUAUCUUGGAGAUUCAUAGGAGGCGAGAUAUGAUGGCUAUGCACAUGCAAAUGUUGGAUCAACACCUUCACUGCCCCACAUUUGGUACCCAUCGGGUUUUGUCUCCUACAAUUCCUACUGUUUCAGUUGAAGCUGUGGCUAACUUGCGCUAUUCACCAAUCACAUAUCCAAGUGUGCUUGGAGAACCUUUGCAUGGAGAGGAUCUUGCAAAUUCUAUUCAGAGGGGAAGUUUGGACUGGGAAAGAGCUUUGCGUUGUAUAAGACAUGCUCUUCGUACCACUCCAUCACCUGACUGGUGGAAGCGUGUGCUUCUUGUGGCUUCUUGCUAUAGGAAUCCAGCUCAUGGGCCUACUCCUGGUGCUGUUUUCACUUCUAGUAUGAUUUGUGAGGCAACUAUUGAUAGAAUUGUUGAGCUGUUGAAGUUGACAAAUUCAGAAAUGAAUUGUUGGCAGGAGUGGCUUGUAUUCUCUGAUAUCUUCUACUUUCUUGUGAAAAGUGGGUGCAUAGAUUUUAUCGAUUUUGUGGACAAACUAGUUUCAAGGCUAAUAGAGGGUGAUCAGCACAUUGUUCGAACAAAUCAUGUUACUUGGCUGUUUGCACAAAUUAUUCGGAUUGAGCUUGUGAUGAAUGCAUUAAAUACAGAUGCUAGAAAGGUAGAGACAACCCGAAAGGUUUUAUCAUUUCACAGGGAAGAUCGAAGCUCUGAUCCUAAUAAUCCUCAAAGCAUCCUGCUUGAUUAUAUUAGCAGUUGCCAAAACUUACGUAUUUGGUCAUUGAACACAUCAACAAGGGAAUGUUUAAAUAGCGAACAGCUUCAGAAAGGAAAGCAAAUAGAUGAGUGGUGGAGGCAAGCAAGCAAAGGGGAUCGGAUGUUGGAUUACAUGAAUAUGGAUGACAAAUCAGUUGGAAUGUUUUGGGUUGUAUCCUACACCAUGGCUCAGCCAGCUUCUGAAACAGUGGUGAACUGGUUAUCCUCCGCUGGAGUUUCUGAAUUAUUAACUGGAACAAACAUGCAGUCUAAUGAGCGGUUAAUGGUGAUGAGGGAAGUAAGCCCUUUGCCGAUGUCGCUAUUAUCUGGACUUUCCAUGAACCUAUGUUUGAAGUUGGUGUUUCAAAUGGAAGAUUCUUUAUUUGCUGGGCAGGUUGUUCCUAGCAUUGCAAUGGUUGAAACAUAUUGUCGAUUGCUGCUCAUUGCUCCUCAUUCACUGUUUAGGUCACACUUCAGUCAUUUGGCACAGAGGUAUCAAUCAAUAUUGAGUAAGCCUGGGGUGACUCUUUUGGUGCUAGAAAUUGUGAACUAUCGGUUGCUUCCACUUUACAGGUAUCAAGGGAAAAGCAAAACCUUAAUGUAUGAUGUUACGAAAAUAGUUUCUACUUUAAAGGGGAAACGAGGAGAUCACCGUGUCUUUAGGUUGGCUGAAAACUUGUGUAUGAACCUCAUUUUAUCACAAAGGGAUUUUUUCUCAGUUAAGAGAGAAGGGAAGGGCCCCACUGAAUUUACUGAAACUUUGAAUCGUGUAACUAUAGUCACUCUUGCCAUCAUCAUAAAAACACGUGGAAUUGCUGACGCUGAUCACAUGCUUUAUCUUCAAACUAUGUUAGAACAGAUAUUGGCAACAAGUCAACAUACAUGGUCAAAAAAAACAUUAAGCUACUUCCCUCCUCUUCUUCGUGAUGCCUUGAUUGGGAGGAUAGAUAAAAGGGGUUUUGCUAUUAAAGCUUGGCAACAGGCAGAAGCAACAGUGAUUAACCAAUGUACCCAGCUGAUCUCACUAUCAGCUGAUCCCAGUUAUGUGAUGACAUAUAUCAAUCAUAGUUUCUCCCAACACCGACAAUAUCUAUGUGCUGGCACAUGGAUACUGAUGCAGGAACACCCUGAAAACAUCAAUAGUGGAAAUCUGGCACGUGUUUUGAGAGAAUUUUCCCCUGAAGAAGUGACAGCCAAUAUAUACACAAUGGUGGAUGUUCUACUUCAUCACAUUCAUGUGGAACUUCAGAUUGGGCAUACCUUACAGGACCUUUUAUUGAAAACUUGUGCAAACCUUGCCCUUUUCAUUUGGACUCAUGAGUUGCUGCCGUUGGAUAUCUUGCUUCUGGCUCUUACUGACCGUGAUGAUGAUCCCCAUGCUUUGCGUAUUGUGAUUAGCUUGCUUGAUAGGCAGGAACUUCAAUCAAGAGUGAAACUAUUUUGUAUGAAUCGUGUGCGUCCUGAUCAUUGGAUUCUCUCAGGACUGUUCAAGCGUCUUGAAUUGGCUAAGGCACUUGGAAAUCAUCUAUCAUGGAAGGACAGGUAUCCCACAUUUUUCGAUGACAUUGCGGCACGCUUGCUUCCAGUCAUCCCAUUAAUUGUUUAUAGACUUCUUGAGAAUGAUGCUGUAGAUCCAGCAGACAGAGUUCUGGCCAUGUAUUCUUCACUUUUAGAAUAUCACCCCUUAAGAUUCACAUUUGUUCGUGAUAUACUUGCCUACUUCUAUGGUCAUCUUCCUGGAAAGCUUGUUGUGCGGAUACUGAAAGUACUUGAUCUUAGUAAGAUCCCAUUUUCCGAGUCAUUCCCACAGCACAUUAGCUCACCAAACCCUGUCAUCUGCCCACCCCCAGAGUAUUUUGCAACUCUUUUGUUAGGGCUUGUGAAUAAUGUGAUACCCCCACUAAAUACCAACUCUAAGUAUGGAACAGUUGGAGAUGCUUCAAAUAAUUCAGGGCGCAAUCCACAUACCAAGACAUCAGCAGCCUCUCAGUCUGGGCCAACGAAUGCUUCUGAGGGUCAGAAGGCGUUCUAUCAAAUCCAGGAUCCUGGAACUCAUACUCAACUGGUUCUAGAAACUGCUGUCAUAGAAUUGCUCUCACUUCCAGUAGCUGCAUCCCAAAUUAUCCCCUCUCUAGUGCAGAUUGUUGUUAAUAUACAACCAAAUCUAAUUCAAUCCAGCAAUGGAGCUCCAAAUUGUGUUGGACAAGGAUCAGUUUUGCCAACAUCGCCUUCUGGGGGAAGUACUGAUUCACUGGGUGGAAGCAGAUCAACCCCUUCAGUUUCAGGAAUCAAUACUUCAAAUUUUGUUUUACGAAGUGGUUAUACUUGCCAACAACUUUCUUGCUUGUUGAUCCAAGCUUGCGGUCUCUUACUAGCUCAGCUCCCUCCUGAUUUUCACGUGCAACUUUAUAUGGAGGCAUCGCGCAUAAUAAAAGAGUGUUGGUGGCUUACUGAUAACAAAAGGUCACUUGGGGAACUAGACUCUGCUGUUGGCUAUGCAUUGUUGGAUCCAACAUGGGCUGCUCAAGACAACACCUCAACAGCAAUUGGUAACAUAAUUGCCCUGCUGCAUUCUUUCUUUAGCAACCUCCCACAGGAAUGGCUAGAAGGAACACAUGUUAUCAUUAAACAUCUCAGGCCAAUAACAUCAGUUGCAAUGUUGAGGAUAGCAUUCCGUAUAAUGGGUCCAUUGCUCCCAAGACUUGCUAACUCUCAUGCGCUCUUCAAUAAGACCCUCUCAUUGCUUUUAAAUACAAUGGUCGAUGUUUUUGGGAGGAAUUCACCGACAUCAACUGCUGUUGAAGCAUCAGAAAUUGCAGAUCUCAUCGACUUUCUCCAUCAUGUUGUCCAUUAUGAAGGGCAGGGAGGUCCUGUCCAGCCUAACAGCAAGCCUAAAGCAGAGGUUCUAGCCCUUUGUGGGAGGGCAGCAGAAAGUCUACGUCCAGAUUUGCAACAUCUUCUUUCACACUUGAAACCUGAUAAGAAUUCUUCUAUAUAUGCUGCCACUCAUCCAAAGUUGGUCCAGAAUCCUCCAUGACCUUUGGGUUUCAGCAUUCUUCACUAGCCGAUCAUGAGAUGGCAAUGCCAACAAAGAUCGUUAAAGAAUUGAACAAGCUUUAUAUCUCUGUGGCUCUUUGUAGUGCAGAUGUUACUGCUUUGUGUUGCCUUGAGAAUAAGAUAUGUAAAAGAGUAAUGAUGAGAAUCACAAGGUACUCUCAACUGCUUCCAACCCUGAGUGUGAUGGCAAAGACAUUCCAGUUUUAAGGGUGCUGCUCCACUGAUUUGGUGCAGGAAAGCAUCCACGAGCAUCCAUAACGAUAAAAGGAGCAUUAUCCAUGAAGAGCUGUAGAGCAGAUGCUGUGAAUAGCUGCCGCGCCAAUUGCAUCCAAGGUUGCUGAAGGUCAAGAGGUGAUGACGGAAUUGUUCCAACCAGUUGUUACCUUAUGAUUAUAAAUAUCGGGAAGCAGUGGGAACUUGAUCAUCGCGCGC
This is a messenger RNA of Populus euphratica (Euphrates poplar), 5406 nucleotides long. Its product is annotated as mediator of RNA polymerase II transcription subunit. Gene Ontology annotation, biological process: positive regulation of gene expression; regulation of transcription by RNA polymerase II. The record is from RefSeq and is a predicted model, not a curated record. Lineage: Eukaryota; Viridiplantae; Streptophyta; Magnoliopsida; Malpighiales; Salicaceae. Gene Ontology annotation, cellular component: transcription regulator complex; mediator complex. Bases 122 to 4954 code for a protein of 1610 amino acids. The transcript is spliced from 21 exons.